GCGAGUGCUUACCAUGGCCUGCCAACAGAUGGGUGCCCCUUUUUCCAACAUAUCAAGAAGCAGCUGGAGAAUGAAACAGCGCAGCGAAUUGUAGCGAUUAAGGAAGCUUUCGCAGAGAUCGAACCUAUGAUAAAAAGCGCUCAGAACUGCAGCAAUGUGACCGAAGUGAGGAACGAAAUUCUGACAAAGCUGAAUGCUUCUUUGACGUGUGAGCCAGAGCCCCCUUGCAAUGCUUCCAAGCCGUACCGGGAAAUCGAUGGUAGCUGUAACAACGUGGAGCACCCUGACUGGGGAAAAACCGACUCCUGCCUGAGGCGUGUGCUCAGCCCUGCUUACGCGGACGGAAUAUCGAAGCCCAGGCGUUCCUGCAAUGGCUCUGAACUUCCGAGCGCCCGGCUCAUCUCGAUGAGUCUUCAUGAACAGAAGAAUGUGACGCACGAGAAUUUGACCCACCUGGCAAUGAUUUUUGGACAGUUCCUGACCCAUGACAUCACCUUUGUGCCGUUCGCACCAUUGUCGUACAUCGAGUUUGAGCUCGGCCCAGGACCAUUUAAUCUUUGUGAAGAGGGCUCUGACCCGGAGUGUAUUCCUAUUGAUGUUCCUGACAACGACACGUUUUAUAGAAACUACAGUGUUACAAAACUACCGAUUCUUCGUUCAUUAUAUUGCCAUAAGUGUGAAAAUGGUUAUCGAGACCAAGUGAACUCGCGCACUUCCUAUAUAGACCUCUCCCAUGUCUACGGCAUUAAAUGGGAUAUACAAGCGUCGGUUCGAACUUUCAACCAAGGUCUACUUAUCAGCCAAGAAGUGGAGGGCGCGGAAUUUCCACCAGACAGUCCGUUUCCAUAUGCCGACAACUGCAGUAUACCGAUGGAGAACAGAAAGUGCGCCUGGACUGGUGACCUACGAGCAACGCAGCACAUCGCCUUACUCUCGAUGCAAACACUGUGGCUAAGGCAGCACAACAGAAUCGCGAGGAACCUUUCUUCAAUUAAUCCUCACUGGGACGAUGAGAAGGUCUUCCAAACCGCAAGGAGAAUCUGCGAAGGAAUUUUUCAACACAUCGUGUACAAGGAAUGGCUUCCGUGGAUGCUGGGCGAGAAAAAGAUGAAGCAGUUUCAACUCAACCCGAACGAAAACAACUACACCGACUACAACAAAAGUAUCGACCCCACUGUUACGAACGAGUUCUCGGCUGCCGCCUUUCGUUUCGGGCACUCCCAAGCAGACAAGAAUUUCUGGAGGUUCGGAAAAGACGAUGACUGGCUAGAACCUGCUAAUCUGUCAACUGGAUAUUUCGUAGCACACAACAAUAGUGAAGGCCUCCACGACAGCGUACUUCGAGGGUCCCUGAAGCAGCCGAUGCAGCAGUUUGACAGGUAUGGUGACCACAGUGUCACACGAAACCUGUUCCGCCAGCCGUACCUUGACUACGGUUCCGACCUUUUCGCCACCGACAUUCAGAGGGGCCGGGACCAUGGCCUCCGUCCCUACGUUGACUACCUGCAACACUGCCGGAACAUUACCGUGACGACUUUCGAAAACUUAACAGAUUUGAUGGCGGAAUCGAACGUCACGGAGAUUUUUAAGGGUCUCUAUGGAAACAUCACUGACAUUGACUUAUUUUCCGGUGGCCUUUCCGAAAAGCCAAUUGAAGGAGCACAGGUUGGCGAAACGUUCGCCUGCAUCAUCGCUCAGGUGUUUUACGGGCUCAAAUUCGGUGAUAGAUUUUACUACGAACAUGGCAACCAGUCGGGCUCUUUUAAAGAAGGCCAACUGCAGUCGAUUCGGAACGUCACAUUGGCCUCAGUCUUCUGCAACAACAUUAAAGAUUUGAAGUGUAUUCAACGUAAUGUCUUCCUUCGCCAGGACAGCAACAACACCGACCUGGUAGCGUGCACAGAAAUACCAGACGUAAACUUGACCUUGUGGGAAGAUUCGGCCAGUAAAGAGAACGCAAGAUAACUAUAGAAAAUAACCUGCGCUAUCUGCCUCAUAAGUGACUGUCUUCAAAGUUUGCGUACUGUAAGCGUAUUCCUCCUCACUAAACGGCUUAGCGAACCUAUUUCAAAGAAAUCUAACUUCAUUGCGAAUAAAUCAUAUCCCUAAGAAUCA
Molecule: messenger RNA, 2115 nt
Organism: Dermacentor andersoni
Lineage: Eukaryota; Metazoa; Arthropoda; Arachnida; Ixodida; Ixodidae
Product: salivary peroxidase/catechol oxidase-like
Biological process (GO): response to oxidative stress
Molecular function (GO): heme binding; peroxidase activity
Source: RefSeq, a predicted model, not a curated record